AAUCAUAUUGAGAAAUUAAUCAAUUUAACAGAUCUUCCUGUCUUUUUUGUUGAUAUUAUAACAUCAACAACAACAGCUGAAUAUGUGAAACUUAUUGUUUCCUGUUUGGACUAUUCAAAUGAUACUGGCUUUACUCGUCUAAUACUACAUACUGCAGUUACAUCAGCAUCAGAGAUUGGAAGGAAAUGGGCAACACGUUUUCUCAGUGUAUUAGGUGAGAAUGAUCCUCAGACGUUUGUGGAAUGGGGGCUAAGCCUUCUAAUGGGCCAGCUAGCUGACCCAUCAGCAAAGGUUGUUCGAGACGCAAUACGUGUACUUAGCCAGUGGAUUCCGGUGUAUCCUGAAUGUAUAACAUCAUUACAAAACCUUCGAUUGGAAAGUUUUGGUGAUGCCGGUAUUUUUCUAAGCACAUACUUAUUUGGCAACGAAAAAUAUGUAAUCGAAAAUCCAAAGGAAGUCCAAAAUGCUAUCAAUUUGUGGAGAAAGGAAUUCAACGUUAAGUAUGUUGAUACAGUGGAAGAUGACACUAAGGUUGAGCUUAUGAACGUCAAACGUUCAUUCGAUGGAUAUUUUGCCAGAAUCUCGAAUGAACGUUCAAAAAGGUGUGGUAUAUCACUCCCAGCCCAUCUUUACGGACACCUUGCCUCGCAUGAAAGUGGCCGGAAACUGUUGUUAUUACUGCGCAACGCUCCCGCAGAUAUGUCGUAUGCGGAAACUAAAGAAGUGAAAGGAGCUAUUUUUGCGGUGUCACAUUUUGUAGCAUCAAGCGACGCAGGAAAGGGCAAGCUUUCAGCAGCCGAGGCAGUCAUAAUACUCUGCAGAUAUGCGGAAGCAUGUCCUGUACUUAGUGUUAGAGGAACUGCAUUCUGGGCCCUGAAUCUGAUUGGAAGCUGUGCAUACGGCGCAAGAUUUUUAACCUCGCUGGGAUGGGAAAGCAGCAAGUAUAAUGAGGAUACUGAAAGAGUACAAUUUGAAGAACUUGGUUUAGACCCAUCGAAUUUGUGGAUAAACUGUGUUGAUGUAUGCACCAGCGACCCGCAUUAUAUUGUUAAAACAAGCGUUAAUCAAGUAAGGUUUGAUCAAACUGAAUAG
Messenger RNA from Enterobius vermicularis (human pinworm), 1092 nucleotides. The record is from the annotation of a GenBank genome assembly. Lineage: Eukaryota; Metazoa; Nematoda; Chromadorea; Rhabditida; Oxyuridae.